ACAAGCUACUUUUGUCUUUCGUGGGUUCCGAACGUUGACUCUCACGCUCCUGCAUACCAUUGGUUGUUUAUUCCGUUUCGGAAGUUUCUGGAUUAAACAGGUGGAUUUUUUUUUUUUUGGAGUUGAUGGAUCACAAUAAAACCUAAUAAUUUAUGUGUUUGGGGUUUUGUGGAAAAUAAUUGGGAUUUGAGGUGCGGGAAGGGAUAAGUGUAUGGGGGCGUGACCCAGGGCACGAAAGGAGGAAACUUUGGCUACAGAAGGUUGUUUCUUUAGCCGGGUUUCUUUCAAAAAUGGUGCAGAGUCUGUGUUUGAUGGCUUCUCAUGGUUACCCUCCUGGCCUUGUCUUACACCCCCAACUGGGCUUGGCCGGCACCAAUAUCAAGGGCUAUAAAACAUCCUUUCCUUCUACAGUAGCAAAAUCAGAGCUGAUCAGAUAUCAGUCUCCUUGUCUUAAGCCAGGACUGUGUGAGGAUUUGAGGAAAUCCGAAAAUGAAUCGGUUGAUUAUAAUAAUAAGUUUUUCAAUGUUGACUUCUCAGUUCAAAGACCCAUGCUUAUGGAUGACCAAGCAAAGUUCUCAAAUGCAGUACUUUUUGGCUUUGGCAUUGUUGAACAAUGCACUAAGCGUGAUAAAAUUUUAAAUCUCCUAAUGUCCGAGACUGCUGAAGCAGGGAUAGAUGGAGCAAAUUUAUCCUUGUUAUCGGAUUUGAUGAAAUUGCAGUUGUCAGGCAUUAAUGAACCUCAGCAACCAUUGUCAUCUCUUAUCUACCCAACUGGCAAAUUCAACAUCCAGAAGCCUUUGCUGCAUUUUGUUCAAGAUUCAGCCCUUUCUUCAAAGAUCAUGGUUCAUCCAGAUGGUCAAAUCACAUUUAUGGGUACUGCAAUUGAGUUGAAAGACCUUCUCUCUGUUGUUGCCGAGUCAUAUUUGUCAAAAUGCUCACAUAAGUUUGGAAAGCAAUCUAUGCUUGUUCCACACUUCAGUAGGGUGAAUAUCAAUGAAGUAGAGAUAAGCCAUUCCUCCACACUGAAGAUUCAAUCUGCCUUAACUGCUCCUUUAAGGAGCAGUCCUGAGAAAGUCAAAAUCAAGCCAUCACCAAGAAAGAACAAGAAAGCAGGCAGGGAGAGGAAUCUCUACAAGAACUAUUCACAUGCUUGUGAGAUCCUUCUGUCCCUGAUGGUUGACAAGAAGCAACGUCGGAAAACGGUAAUUCUCUCACUGAAGAAAUCUGGCCCCGAGCUUCCUGAGCUCCUGACACAAGUUUCUGCUGGCAUUGCUGGUACCGGCCUAGCGGUCCUGCUAUCUGUAAUCUGUAACCUAGCUUGUGGAAGGUCUACCAUUUGUGCUUCUGCCUUUUUCAAUACUGGGUUUGGAUUUGGGAUGGUUUGGCUUUCUGGGGCAGUACAUAAGCUAAGGGCCACAAUUGUCAGCUUGAGCAAGAAUGCAGGAAAGUUGGCUUUGAAAGAAGAGGAAAUGAUGCAGAAGCUGGAUAAGAGCAUAAGAGAUAUUUACUAUACUGCUGCAGCAUUGUUAGCAGUAGUGGUGCUAAGGCUUGCUUGAGUAACAUCUCCAAAGAUGUAGUUUGAUCAUUGAUGAACUGUAUAUGCUAUAUGGCUAAUUGGGUAAAUGCUCAGUUAUUUCUGGUUGGUUGAUGUCUACAGUGAUGGCUUUUGGUGAAGCAAAUAGCAAAGCAGACAGUAAGAACAAAGGUUAGAAAUAGUUCCACAAUGAGAUCUUCACGCCCAAAGUUGAUAAACAAAGGUUUGGCUGUUAGUAAUUUCCUACUAGCAUUUAACCCAGGAAGCAUUGUUUAGUACCGUAGCUUGUAAUAUAGAAUUUUGCAAUGGAAUUAAUAAACUGACUUUCUUUAUUAUUUCA
Cajanus cajan (pigeon pea) is the source of this 1874-nucleotide messenger RNA. RefSeq lists its product as uncharacterized. NCBI's taxonomy places the organism in Eukaryota, Viridiplantae, Streptophyta, Magnoliopsida, Fabales, Fabaceae. The record is from RefSeq and is a predicted model, not a curated record.